Messenger RNA from Impatiens glandulifera, 2031 nucleotides. RefSeq names its product D-2-hydroxyglutarate dehydrogenase, mitochondrial. NCBI's taxonomy places the organism in Eukaryota, Viridiplantae, Streptophyta, Magnoliopsida, Ericales, Balsaminaceae. The record is from RefSeq and is a predicted model, not a curated record. Gene Ontology annotation, molecular function: catalytic activity; FAD binding. Bases 101 to 1792 code for a protein of 563 amino acids. Gene Ontology annotation, cellular component: mitochondrion. The transcript has 16 exons.
UCUAAAGAAUAGAGAGAAACAGAAUCCAACUUCUUCUGAGCAAAAAAAAAAAAAAAACCCAAGUUCCUGAUAGUAAUCGACAGUCAAACCAAGAAGGACGAUGGAGAGAUGCAGCGUAGCAGCUAAUCGUUUGCUCAGAAACCACCGAAAAAGAAGCGUCUUACGUUGUCUAUUAAAUCCUAGCUGUACCAAUGAAUUCCAGUUCUUCGCCUCAGGCUUCAGUUCCUCGUAUCUUCUCGAGAGAGGUCACCCAACACCAUCUCAUCCACCAAGGGACUAUAAAAGUUGGGAUUUCGCUCGGAUGGGAAGAUAUGCUGGGAGUACUGGCCAAAACAAGUAUAGGUUCUACAGUUCAAUACCUGCUGACUUAAAGAGGAGUCUGAGAUUCUCAUCCAUAACUUCAGAUGACAUUGCCUACUUCAAAGAGAUAUUGGGGGAGAAAAGUGUAAUCCAGGAUGAGGACAGGCUUUUGGCUGCAAAUGCAGAUUGGAUGAACAAAUACAAAGGCUCAAGUAAUCUUCUGCUUCAACCUAGGAGCACUGACGAGGUAUCUAAAAUUCUAAAGUACUGCAAUUCCAGAUGUUUAGCUGUUGUCCCUCAAGGUGGAAAUACAGGUCUUGUUGGGGGCAGUGUUCCUGUUUUCGAUGAGAUUAUUGUUAGCAUGGCUUCCAUGGAUAAAGUAAUAUCAUUUGAUGAGGUCAGUGGAAUCCUUGUGUGUGAAGCAGGGUGCAUCUUGGAAAACCUGGGGUCUUUCCUGGACACAAAGGGAUUUACCAUGCCGUUAGAUCUGGGUGCCAAGGGCACAUGCCAAAUUGGUGGAAACGUCUCAACUAAUGCUGGUGGUUUGCGUUUGAUUCGUUAUGGAUCUCUUCAUGGAACAGUUCUUGGAUUGGAAGCUGUUUUAGCAAAUGGUACGGUGCUGGACAUGCUAGGGACAUUACGCAAAGAUAACACUGGAUAUGACUUAAAGCAUUUAUUCAUAGGAAGUGAAGGAUCCUUAGGGAUUGUCACUAAGGUUUCUUUGCUUACUCCACCGAAGUUGGCUUCUGUUAAUCUAGCUUUUCUUGCUUGUGAGGAUUAUUUGAGUUGUCAGAAAUUGCUAAUGGAAGCCAAAAGGAAGCUUGGAGAUAUUUUAUCUGCUUUUGAGUUUUUGGAUAGUAACUCACUGGAUCUGGUCUUGAAUCAUUUAGAAGGUGUACGGAAUCCUCUACCUCCCUCAUUGCACAACUUCUAUGUUCUGAUUGAGACAACUGGCAGUGAUGAAUCCUAUGACAAAGAGAAGCUUGAGGCAUUCCUACUUGGAUCUAUGCAAGAUGGUUUGAUAUCUGAUGGAGCUCUUGCUCAGGACAUAAACCAGGCAUCAGCAUUUUGGCAUAUUCGAGAGGGUAUUCCAGAAGCACUGAUGAAAGCAGGGGCUGUAUACAAAUAUGAUUUGUCACUUCCAGUUGAGAAGAUGUAUGAUCUUGUCAAAGAGAUGCGUAUUCGACUAGGUUCUUCUGCCAAUGUAGUAGGAUAUGGACAUCUUGGGGAUGGAAAUUUGCAUCUAAACAUAUCACUACCAAAAUAUGACGACGCCGUAUUUGCACAAAUCGAACCUUAUGUCUAUGAAUGGACAUCCAAGCAUCGUGGUAGUAUCAGCGCUGAACAUGGCAUGGGACUCAUGAAAGCCAGCAAGAUUUACUACAGCAAAGCACCAGAAACUGUGCAUCUAAUGGCUUCCAUAAAGAAGUUGGUGGAUCCCAAUGCGAUACUGAACCCAUACAAAGUUCUCCCACCAUCUCUCAUAAUCUGAAACCGAGAUGUGCAUUUCUAUAGAAAGGUGGGAAACAAGAACAAGUGUGAAGAAAUUAUAAUUAUGAGCAAAGGUAAGACACACACACACAUGACACAACUCUUAACCAAAUAAUGAACUGCAAUUACCUAAUGCAGUAUUGUGGCUCUGGCAUAAUAAUAAGAAGGCUGUAAAAUAAACAAGAAUAUUAUGUUCAAUAUCAUCACAAUUUAUUUAUUUAUUUGUCUUUUAUUGUUUAA